Messenger RNA from Sipha flava (yellow sugarcane aphid), 5478 nucleotides. Its product is annotated as adenylate kinase 9-like. The record is from RefSeq and is a predicted model, not a curated record. Lineage: Eukaryota; Metazoa; Arthropoda; Insecta; Hemiptera; Aphididae. Bases 1 to 5478 code for a protein of 1825 amino acids. Gene Ontology annotation, biological process: nucleobase-containing compound metabolic process. Gene Ontology annotation, cellular component: mitochondrion; cytoplasm. Gene Ontology annotation, molecular function: ATP binding; AMP kinase activity. The transcript has 5 exons.
AUGUACAAACCCGACUACACUUCAAAUCGUCAGUGCUCGGAUCCGUGCGUGUGUUCGUCGUUGGGAACUCCGCGGCGGCCGCCGGUCCGCCAGCCAGUGGACGGUCGCGAAGAACGGGACGAACGCCCGUGGCCACGGCCGUUGUCGUUGUACGGGCUGGCCGAGAAUGUACACUGGUCGCGGCGCCUGCGCAUGGACAUUCGCUGUGAGAACCCACUGGCUGCAACGUGGUACCGACCGCACGACCCGUCACCGGACCACUACUGCCGCGAGGAUGCAGACGCGGAGUGGCUGGAACGGAAACCGGUGUCGUUCAUGGUGUUCGGAAGACCGGGCGUGGACGAUCAUCGGUUGGCCAUCGCUCUGUCCGCAUACUGGGGAUGCGUCCACGUGUCUGUGGCCAACGGACUGGCCGCCGGCCGCGCGGACGCCCGGACGAUGGCGGCGUUGCGUCGCGGCCAGGCUGUCAACGCCGCGGCGACAGCGGCCCAGCUGACCGCGGUGCUGGGCAUCGACACCCCCCAUGUACGCGAAAGGGGUUACGUGCUGACCGGAUUGCCUAGGUAUAAUCCUGAAAUGAGUGCAUUCACGCAAAUGAACACAGUGUUCACUACGAACGCACCGGACGUGUUGAUCUACAUAAGCAGCCCGGAACACGAUCCGUGUAAUUAUCACAGUGGACUCGUGCUGGAAUCCAUUGGAUACGAUUAUUCGACGGGAACGCUUCACGCCGACGAGGAAAGAAUGCAGGGCGAUCAUAGCUACAGCAGUAUACGUCUUCGACACAAGUUGCCGAUCAACAAUAAAGUCAUAGUUGAUCUCGACCGAAACGAUUACAUUACAAGUUCGUUAGAAGUGGUGGACGAAAUCGUCAAACAAUUCGACGCCGCGUUUGUGAUAACCAUCGACGGCAGGAAGCCGACGGAGGAAUUGUUCGAAACGAUUAAAGACAGAUUAAUGACGAUGCCGCUGCAACGUACGGUGUUGCCGGAAAUCGUUAAAAAACAAGAUGAUACCGCAUCCGGUGAUAUAUCGGAAAACAACGUGCACGGAUUCGAGACGAACGGGAUCGAAGACGUCGAAUCGGAAUCGUUCGAAAUGGAAACAAUGGAAAGCGAGGCGAUUGACCUAGACGAGCACCUGGAAAGAAACAAUGACGGACUGACCGUCGAUGAACGUAAUGAGCAAAUACGGUCGAUGUCGGAGUUCAACAAACUGUGCCCGGUAAACUUUUCCUACGGUGUGUUCAAAUUAGGCGUCGUACAUUAUUGUAUAAAGUUCAUGGAUAAGUUGUACUUUUUCGCCGGGCCCGAAGAAUUGCAAUUAUUUGAAAAGUCUCCAAAGCAAUAUCUGGAGAUCCCAAGACCCAGCGUGCCCGUAAGAGCUAUAUUUUACGGUCCUGAAGCGCUGUCGUGUCCGGCCGCAAAUGCUGUUAGUCAUUUGUUCGGUUACAAUCUGAUAGACGUCAAGAAUAUCGAAUAUGCACACGUAAAAAUCCAAAAACUUUCGUUAAUACUUGCGAUCGUCAAAUCCGUCUUGAAAACCACACAAGAAAUCGUAAAAAACAAAACAGAUCCAUCUACCGAGAUUAACUCCAUGAGAAACGCUAUUGGUCCACAGCUCAAUGAAUUUGAUAAAGAACAAAAGUUGAUAAAUCUUAAAAACUAUUUUAAAUCGUAUGGAAUUGAUUUCGUGAAUGAUAUAGAUGCAUGUAUUCGUGCGUAUAAUAAACCGCAGACGUUAAACAAUUAUUUCCGAAAUAAUGAAUCAUCAAAAAUUAAAAGCAUAUUCCGAUUAAAUUUUUCAAACAAAAUAAAAACGGAACGUAAGUUGGCAGACAUCGUUGUCGACAAAGUACGAAUGUUUAACAAACGGAACAAAAAUUGGAUUAUUGUAAGAGCACCAAUAAACUUUAUAUUAGUGAAAAAAUUGAUCGCCGAAAACCUUAAUCCUAUACAGAUGGUAUUUUUUUAUGACACUGAUCCGGUGCAUAAGGUAUUGUUAUAUGACGAAGUAACUAUUAAUGAUAGAAGUCAAUUAGCAUUUGAAAUUUCUGAUUAUAUAAAAUACGAAAUGAGGUAUGGAAAAACUGUCGAAAGAGUAAAGUAUCCCGAAUUUGUCAAAAAUAUAGAAAAUAUAUCAAAAAGUUAUGAGGAGGAACACGGGGAGGAAUAUGAAGAGGAAUACUACGAUGAAUAUAAUGCUUUGGAUGGUAAAGUUGAAGUUGAAAAUUUCGAUGAAGAUAUUGAUGAUUACGACCACGACAAAUUGAUGCAAAUGAUCAUGCCGGAAAUAAUAGAACGAUUGAAUCAGUACACCGAUGAUCUUCUUGGACAAUGGAACUCAUUAAAACAAGAGAUUUCUAAAGAAGUACCCACCCUGUACAUGGAUUUUAAUGUAAUAAAAUGCAAACCCGACUUUACAACAAAUAUGUUAAAAAAUUCGAUUACAAAUUCGAUAUAUUAUAUAAAAAAAUUUUUAUCAGAUAAUGUAUACGACGUUUCAACAACAGAUAAUCAUAACACGAUACCUACUAUAGGAAAAUACAAUGGUGACACUUCAAUUUAUUGCCCAGUUAGAUACGUAAACGGUCGAUUUUCAAUCGGAUCUAAAAAGCAUAUGGCAGUUUAUCGAAAUAGAUAUUAUUACAUGAGCUCUUCUGAUAAUUUCAAAGAGUUUGUUACCAAUCCAAAUAAAUACGUGCUGUUAACCAGGAGUUGGAACCCGUACCCUAAACCUAAAGUAUCAAUACUAUUGCCGUUCGGUUUCGAAGCAGAAGAUUUAAUUAAAGACAUCGUGGAUACAUUCGAUUUAACUUUCAUGGACUCAUAUGACAUUUUCAAAAAAAACAUUUUACCAAAAAAUAUGCCGAUGGUAGGCAGAAUGUACGAAGAACCAGCGUCCAAAAAAAUCAUGGACAAAUAUUUCAUACCAGAGGAUCAAAAUGAAAAUUACAUCAACCAUUUAAGAAAGUACGUCGACAACGGUAAUGUUAACUUAAAUGAUGCCGAUUGGGUGAAAAUGAAUUCGUAUUUCUAUAAGGUCAACGAGGGAAUAUGUUAUAAAAACUAUCCAAACCGUUUGACGGAACUGAGAUAUUUAAAAGAAAAUGAAAUAAAUCCUGAUGUCAUCAUUGAAAUAGUCGGUGGGAAAUCGGAGGAACAGAAUCAUGCGACGGAAGCAGUCGUUGAAAAUUGGUUGAUUCACCAGUACACGUUGAUCGACAUGGUCAUCGAAAGAGAUGGUAACGCCAGAAGGGAUUACAUUGAAAGGAGAAUGGCAUUGUUCAAGAAUAAAGUCGUGGCGACAAAGCAAAAAAAUAAAAAGGAAAAGAACAAAACGAUUUCUACGGAAACAGUAGACGCACUCGGUAGUUCGUGUACGUCCACGAUAAGCUCGCGUCGAUCGAAUCAUUCUAUUCAUUUCUCCGAACUGACUUUAAAGCAGAAAAAAAUCAUCGUCCACUUCGGGUUGGACAAGGAGGAUUUAGACGGUUUGGACGAUUUCGCGACGUUGGAGCAAAUCGAUGCGUCGGUGGACGAAGAAUGUCCGAAACCGGAACCGCUGAUAUCGCAAUGUUUUCCCAUCGGCGUUACGGUACCGUCGGACACCGCGAUAGAAAGACAUCUGAACGCGGAGAAAGCCAUGCGGGCAGGUAUGCGAACGUUCGCCGAGUCGUCCGGCAUCCCGUGGAAAAUCGUCUCGUCGACGGAUCGGGACGCAUCGUCCCGAUCAACCGUGCUAGACGACAUCAGAAGAGUUCUGGUAAACGAUGUGAACAACGAUGACGGUAUUUUCGAAACAACGUAUGACGUGAACCCGAUGGCCGCGGAGGACAUGCUGCGCACCGGUCAAAUCUAUCUGAGCAGGUUUGGCCGCUGGUGUCCGGUCCAGGUUUACGAGAACGCGGACACGGUGCAACACUUUUACCUGGACCGCGCGAACAACCGCAUCUUCCCGGUGGUGCAUCGGAACUACGUGUACUUCAUGAGCGGUGCCGAGAACCGGGACAAGUUCACGCACCGACCGUUACGGUACGCACCGCGGCACGCGAUCGCGCGGCCACUCGGUUCACCGCAUGUGCCACUAAGGAUCGCGGUGGUCGGCGCGCCUAUGAGCGGCAAAUCGCACUGCGCCCGAGAACUGUGCGCCCGGCACGGAUUCCAGCUGAUCCGGAUCGAGGAGUUGGUCGACAGGUGGCUAACCAUAUCCGGUGGGGUAUCGGACGAUUCGCGGGCACUAAGCCGGGGUGACGCACUUUCUGACACCACGCUUAUGGACAUCGUGUUGUCUGGCGCGCGGACCACGCGCGCCACGGUCCAGGGCUUCGUGGUCGACGGGUUUCCGACCACCGAGAGGCAGUUCGAACUGCUCGACGACUCGGGCGUGAUACUGCACCGAGUCUUCGUGAUGGAUGGUACCUACGACCGGUGCGCGGCCAACAACUCUCGGUACGCGGGCAACGAUUUGCGGUGCGUGCCAGACGCGUUGCUACGUUACAGGCACCAGAUGUGGUCGGCCGCGUUCGUUGGCGAGCCGUGGAUAUCGGCGUGCUACGGGAACGCGGUGGCAGACGUGCGCGACUGCGACCACAUGGACCGGUCAUUGCGCACGUUCAUCGAAUCGGUGCACGAGUACCGCCGGGACGCAGGCCGACGGCCGUGCCGGUUGACCGACAUACCGGUCACCGGGCUAGAGUGCGAAUACAAGAUGAGCGCGUACCGGUACACGUGCCCGGUGUGUCGGGUGGACGGGGACUGCUACACCGCGGCCCGGGACCACGAGGACAGGAAACGCAACCUGGUGCAGUACCGAUCGUCCUUCUACUGGACGUGCGCCGAACACGUGGACGCGUUCGCGGAUCACGCGGACCGGUACGCGGACGCGGCAGCGACGGCCGUCCGCGUCUCCGAACCGCUGGCCGUCUCCACGUCGGUCCAUCAACUGUCGUGCGACCCGUCGGCCGGCUUCGAGCGUUACGAGUUCUGUACGGUGUGCGCGCUCCGCACUGACGGCUCGUGGAACACGGCCUACAACCGCGGCGACGGUUCGUUCGUGGCAGUCUACUCGGGCCGCGUAUUCGAUUUGUGCUCGUCCCGGUGCCGGGACGACUUCAUGCGACGGCCGUUCUUGUACAACACGUACGCUGUACGCGCCGAGGGACCGGAUGAAGUGCGGCGGUUGGCGUGCUCGCGUUACGCGCGCCUGGACGUCGGAAACAUGCCGGUCCCAGGGUACUUGGAACAGACCGUGCAACCGCUCAUCCGUCCCAUUCUCGCUCAGCUGACGGCCGUCCGACCCAUGUAUCCGGGUUUAUCGCCCGAGCAGUCGGCCAAGGUUUUCAUAGGGUUGUACUUCGGCGCCGCCACUGCUGCAGACGACGAGAUCGCUGAAUACUACCGGAUCGCUUACGGUCGGUUCGUCGACACUUGUCAGCGGUUCAAAACCGAUAUAUUCAAACUGAAAUCGCUAAUAUGA